CCUCUCGUUCCUUCUCCGUGCUUGUUCCCUUCAUCAGCUCUCCUUUCUCGGCUUGGCGGGCUGUGUGCUGCUGGGAUUACGUGGUCUUGGCGAGGAGACACGACCUGCGUGAAAUCGCAACUCUCAUUGGAAACUUUUUUUUUCUCUCUCCCUAAAAAAUCUCUGUUUUAUUUUUAUUUGUUUUCUGGCUCCCCGCUGGCACCCUUCAUCUCGGCUCUCUGACGUGCGUCUUUGUGGUGCCCCAUCCGUCCAAACCCGAAAGCCUCUCGGUGCAGGACGCAUGGGCUCAAGUUCAUGAUUUGGCAGGUACCUUGGUGGGCAUGUCCCAGUUACAUGGAACAAAGGAGAGCAAGGCGGACGAAGUACCAUACAUACAGAUCCCUCCUAAGAAAGACUAUUGUCCUCCGUGCUUCGAAUCCUAUCAAGAGACCACUUAGUCAUCCUCGGCCCUCACCACCCUCACUCUUCCACCCACCAUCUAAGACAAAUCAAUCAACAUGGCCGUCAAGGAGUACGAGGAACUCGUCGACGAGUGCUGCUCUUUCUGCUGCAAAGCCGUUGACUUUGGUACCCACGACUACUGCCCUGGCAACGCACAUUGCGCCCGCUGCCCGUAUUGAAGGCGGCAAGGCAUGCUCCUGCAGCACAGGCAGGCCGGCGGCGCCCAAUUGGGCGAGCUGCAUGGGACGCCGCCCUCCUGUGCUUAACAUAUCGCACUACAGUACGCAGUAUGCAGGCCUUCUCCCGCACCUGCUACGUAUUCCGCUCGCCGGUCUACAAAGAACAUGUUUGGGAGAUAGCCGAUCAGUGGCGUUACAUCGUCCUCACUCCUCGUCCCCUGUACCUUGGACCCCUAGUUUGCCCUUGAGGCAUCGUCCUCAAUCGGUUCAUCCGCCUUUGGUUCAUCUUGUGGGAUACUCAGACCCUCGUCUCUCUUCCCUGCGAAAACUGGAAACACGAUACGCAUCGGACAAUUCAGCUUUAUUCUGUUCAGCAAACGGAGACUACCUGGAUCGGCGGUUGAUGAAACGUUUUGUUCACGCUUCUCCUGGCUCGUGGGAGGACCAAACGAUCGGCGUUCCUUCCGUCUGGGUAGCAGCUACCCGGCGACGCAAGGCUGACGGUGGCCUGCACGGUGGACUGAUGCAUUGAUGCGGCGAGGAACUCAGUGGCUGGCGGGAACUUCCGUCAAGUACGACGGAAGGCCAUUCAUACGCCCAAAAGCCAAAGCCUCGUGCAGCGAGCGUCGCUACAGAUCCAGUGCCCGACCGACUUUCGGCUUGGUAUCUCUGUCAUUCCUUUCAACACUGU
Molecule: messenger RNA, 1311 nt
Organism: Canariomyces notabilis
Lineage: Eukaryota; Fungi; Ascomycota; Sordariomycetes; Sordariales; Chaetomiaceae
Exons: 2
Coding region: 295-1152 (285 amino acids)
Source: RefSeq, a predicted model, not a curated record